Punica granatum (pomegranate) is the source of this 1322-nucleotide messenger RNA. The record is from RefSeq and is a predicted model, not a curated record. NCBI's taxonomy places the organism in Eukaryota, Viridiplantae, Streptophyta, Magnoliopsida, Myrtales, Lythraceae.
UCCAUGAAUGAACCCUCUGCCGCUAGUGCUAAGCUAGGGCAUUGGCUGAAAUCUCCAUAAGAUUUUGAGCUUCCCUGGAACCCCUAAACUCCUUCGAUGAGUUUGAUCGCCGGUUCGUACGAGAAAUUCAUAUGGGGCUUCAAGCUCAAGCCUUUGAAGCACCCUUCUGACGAUGGGAAAACCCUGUCUUUGACCCGCCUCUUCUCCUACCCUUCCCACCUCUCCCCCAUCUCCACCGUCGCCGCCGCCGGCCCCGUCGCGGCUUCUGGGGGUGGCGAUGACACCGUCCACAUCUACGACAUCGCCGCCGCCGCCUCCCUCGGCUCCCUCCACCACCACUCCGCCUCUGUCACAGCUCUCGAGUUCUACACGCCGCCGAACCUCUCCUACCCCCGCAACCUCCUCUCAGCAGCCGCCGACGGGUCCCUCUCGAUCUUCGAUGCCGACCCUUUCGUCCACCUGAAGACCCUCUGGGCCCACAAGAAGGGGGCAGGGGUCAACAGCGUGUCGGUGCACCCAUCGGGGAAGCUGGCAUUGACCGUGGGGCGGGAUGAGUGCUUGGGGAUGGUCAAUUUGGUGAGAGGGAAGAGGAAGUUUUACUGCAGACUAGGAAAGGAGGCGACUUUGGUGAAGUUUGACUUGAGUGGGGAGAGGUUUUUCAUGGUUAUGGAGGAGAAGGUUGGGGUUCAUGAGGCUGAGGAUGCGAGGCUUGUCUGGGAAUUGGAGAAUCAGAAAAGGGUUCUCUGUGCUGCCCCUGGAGAGGGUGGGCUCUUAUAUACGGGUGGAGAGGACCGCAAUAUUACUGCAUGGGACACGAAGAGCGGGAAGGUCGCAUAUUGUAUCGAGGAUGCGCAUGCUUUCCGUGUAAAAGGUCUUGUUGUGCUAAGCAGGAGAACUGAUCCCAGUGAGGCUGAUGAUCCAUAUCUGGUUGCUUCCGCAUCGUCAGAUGGGGUAAUAAGGGUCUGGGAUGUCCGAAUGGCCAUGAAGGAGAAGCCAAAUCCUUUAGCUGAGGCCAACACAAAAUCAAGGCUCACUUGUCUUGCUGGAACAUCUCUCAAAUCUCUCAAGCGCCCGCAGCUCAGCUCAAAAGGGGAGCAGGACAUGGCCGUUGAAGAAUCAUAAUCUUCUGGAAUGCUUAUAGUUGUUAUCGGAGGAACUCAAGAGCUUUACCAAGCUUCUUCUGGGUUCCCUGUGGAUCCUGUUUCAUUAGCUGGCUCGUUGUUUUCGCUACAAAAUUUUGACACUUCUAUGUAUCUGUUGAUAGCAAAUCGUUUGGUAUAUGGUACGAUCAAUCAUUCAAAUCUGAUAUUGGUACUCGGGAA